GCUCAUAAUUUGCACAUUGUACAUAAUUAAAAUUAAUUACGUACGUAGAUAAAUUUUUUUUCCUCUCCUUUUCAUAUAAUCGGAGGUAAUGUUUUUGUUAAAUUUUUUGUUGAAGAUUAUUCUUGAACUGUAUACGAUUAUUUCGGAUUAAUUUUUUGCAAAUAUUUAUUAUUAGUUACAGUAGUUUAAUGGAAAUUUUUAUGCUGUUAUCUUAAGUUUUUUGAAUUCUACUCGUAUAGUUGUGUACUUAGGUGGAAACGAGCGAUGCUAUCUUACUCGUUUUUGUACCUAUAAAAAAAAUACAGUACAGCUGUGUGAAUGUCCGAACUGAUUAACACCUAUGAUGAUAGGAAAAUUGAAAUCGAGAUGAUCCUAAAAAUGUAGUAAAUUGUGAGAUGUGCAUUUCGAUAAACGUUUUUAACAGUGAUUUAUUAUUAUUAUUAUUAUUUUAAAAUCUUCGGAAUUUUCGUGAUUGCAAACUUGGUCCAGUUAUUAAUCAAUCUUUAUGUACGGAUUAAAUGGGAGUUUCGAGUGAUCUGGAAAAAAAUGAAUACAGAUCCAUCCCGUGUUGUCAUUUUAAUUGAAAUAAAUUCACUAUUUAUUAAAAGAAAAAUGUAUUUUUUUAAUGUCGAUUUUAGUUAUCAUUAAAAUUAAAGUUGCUAAAUGUUUGUGUAUGCUCUUUUAAUUCCGGAAGUAUUGUUUAAUGUUUUCUUGCUUUACGAAUAAUAAUUUUAAAGCAGAACGUGAUUAGAAAAUGUUGAAUGUCGUUCGAUUAAUUUUAAUGCUGUUAAAAUUCUAGAUUUAGAAUUAUCGAUCUGGUUAUGUGCGCCGCACUUUCGAAAAUCGAUAAGUUGCAGAUUAUUCCAUUAUAUCGCAUAUUGCAACGUUGACGUUAUGUGAAGAACUUCUACUAUAUUAAAUAUGGCUGACGUACAAAGUAUACAUUUACCUGUGUGUCCAACAAUUAUAUCCCCCGAUUUAUAUUGUAUAAUCGAAAAGACACGAGUAACGAUCAGAUAUUUCUUGGUAUUAGAAGGAAAUUCAAGAUUUGCGACUUAUGUGAAGCGCCUGUUACCUUAUUUAAUAACUCUAGGCUUGAUCGUCAUUUUCGGUCAAUUAUGCUUUGGAAUCAUUCAAAACUUUCAAGAAAAUCAUAGAAUUUAUGACAUCAUCGAAUCGCAGCAGUAUCAAAUAAUAAUAAUUCACAUGCAGUUCGCGAUUUUCGCAUUUUGCACCUUCUACAUAUAUAAUCGACAUGAGUGUUUACCAGAAUUGGAGCUGGUAUUGGAUGGUUUCAUGCAGCAAACACCGUUAUCAACCUCGGAAUGUAAUAUUGCGUACGUUAGAAAGAUCGAAUAUUCUACCUAUAAGAUCAUAUGUCCCGUUAUUGUUGUAAUAGUAAAUAUCAUUACAGGAACCGCUACGGGAAGAAUAUUUCAUUAUCUCGAAUAUAAUGCUAAAAUAAUGAUGAUUAUUUUGGAACUAAGUUGUAUAACGUGGAUAAAUUUAAUAACCCAGCAUGGAGUUUAUUAUUACGUGAUAAUUUCUUUAGUCAUCAGACUGAAAAUGAAUGCUGUAUGCAAUCAACUGCAGAAAUUUUUCAACCGUCUAGAAGAGGUGAAUCACUUCAAAUUCAUCCAAGAACAACAUUUAAAGUUAACACAGAUGAUACAAGCAGCCGACGAGUUCUUCAGCGUGUAUAUUUUCUUGGUUUAUUGUACUUUUAUUCCAAUGAUACUAAUGGGGUUGUGCAACAUAAUUGACGGUAAUUCUGACGAAUUGAUAUGGUUUCAAGUUAUGUAUUUAAUGAUUGCAACUGUUAUUGUAACAGCAAUUACACUCGUAGCGGGAUUUCUAUCGUCCUCAGCUCAUCAAGCUGAAAAAAUUCUAUUUAAAAACAUAAGCGCACCUAUUCCAAUGAGAGAGGCAUUUCAGAUAAACGUCUUUCAAUCUAGAAUGAAUGCUGAAAAAAUUGGUUACACUUGUUUAGAUCUAUUCGUUGUUUCUAACGAUGUUAUCUUAAAAAUAAUUAGUGGAUUAAUAUCUUAUCUGUUGAUGUACCUACAAAUGAAACACAAAAAUAAAAUAAAAAGUAGUAAUAAUUAGCACGUUGCUCUAUGAUGUAGAAAAAUUUUCGCUAACGCACGAUUAAUAAAACUCAAUUGUCCUUACAAUAGCCAUUAACAGUUGCGUAAUGAGAUUUUCUUGUAAUUAAUUCUUUCCUAUGUACUGUACGCACUAACGACUAAAGAGGACCUUUUUCUAUAGGCUACUCAACGUAGGUUCGAUCGAAUCCCAAUGCCAGCAUCCAAGGUCUCUUACGUUAUAUAGCAUGUAUAUCGAU
Molecule: messenger RNA, 2344 nt
Organism: Centruroides sculpturatus (bark scorpion)
Lineage: Eukaryota; Metazoa; Arthropoda; Arachnida; Scorpiones; Buthidae
Exons: 4
Coding region: 922-2106 (394 amino acids)
Biological process (GO): sensory perception of taste
Cellular component (GO): membrane
Source: RefSeq, a predicted model, not a curated record